UAGUGUUUGACUAGGAAUUUAGGGAUUCCAUAUUUAAUAAAUAAAUUAAAUAUUGUAAAAAAAUCUAGACCCUAAUCCACACAAGGACGCAAGUCCAAAAACUCUACCAACACAAUCAAUCAAUUCCCCAGCUGACCGCUGAGCCCCCUCGUCGGCGAAAUUUGACGCGUUUUCGCUGUCCGGCUGCUACAGAACCAGCUGAAUCAAGCUUCAACAGGUUUUCCAUUUUUUAAAACUUGGAGAGCGUAGUUCAGGGUCAAUUUUAUUAGAAUGGCAUUGGUUGUAGUCUGUGGGCAACCAAGCAGUGGGAAGUCAAGAGCUGCGCUGUGCCUUGCCGAAGCUCUAAAAGAAUCAGAAGUAAAAGAGACAGUCAGGAUAAUUGAUGAGACUUCCUUUCAUCUUGAUCGAAAUCAGAGCUAUGCCAAUAUGACUGCAGAGAAAAAUUUACGUGGAGUGCUCCGGUCUGAAGUUGAUAGAUCUGUGUCAAAAGAUAAUAUUAUCAUUGUAGAUUCUUCGAACAGUAUCAAGGGUUACAGAUAUGAAUUGUGGUGUCUGGCACGUGGUGCUGGAAUAAGAUAUUGUGUUCUGUAUUGUGAUGUGGAAGAAGCUCAUUGUAGAGAAUGGAAUGAGGGACGACGGCAGAAAGGAGAACCCACAUAUGAUUAUAACAUAUUUGAAGAUCUUGUAAGAAGGUUUGAGAAACCGGAUAGAAGAAAUCGAUGGGAUUCACCUUUGUUUGAAUUAUGGCCCCAUAAAGAUGGAAUUGAGAAAUCUUCUACUGCUAUUUUGGAUGUUGUUUCUUAUUUGACAAAAAAGGUGGAUUCAAAAUCACGGCAUGUUAAGAUUUUACAGCCAACCAUCGCAACACAAAAUACACGAUUUUCAGAGGCAAAUUCUCUAUAUGAAUUGGAUAGAGCAACACAAGAAGUGAUUAAUGCUAUUGUGGAAGCACAAUCAAAAGCACUUGGAGGACCUCUUAAUGGGAUAUCUCUUGGCCAGGGUUUGCCGAAUGUCAAUAUUUCAAGGUCAGUUGGGCUGCCUGAGCUACGUAGACUACGAAGAACAUUCAUUAAAUUGACAGGGCAAACUAGUUUGAGUGGACCACCACCGCCCUCUGAUUCCGACAGUGCAAAGAGGAUGUUUGUGGACUACUUGAACAGGGAACUAGAAACUACUGAUUGAAUGAGCAUAAAUAUCAUAUUUAUAUUGAAAAGUCUUUGAGAUUAAUCAAGUUUGAGUGCCAUUCUAAGUUUCGCCCGAUAUCAAAAAGUGUUUUACUGACAAGUAAUGGAAGAGGGUUUGUUUGCCUUCUAAAAACAGUUCAAUUUGUUUUUGGUUAUCUAUUGUAUCAAUGAAAGACGCUGUGUUUUGCCAAGGGAAUCACUGUAACAUAUGCUCAAUGGUAAUUUAUUUGGAUUGUUUCAA
Mangifera indica (mango) is the source of this 1425-nucleotide messenger RNA. Its product is annotated as protein KTI12 homolog. The transcript is spliced from 3 exons. The record is from RefSeq and is a predicted model, not a curated record. Bases 271 to 1182 code for a protein of 303 amino acids. NCBI's taxonomy places the organism in Eukaryota, Viridiplantae, Streptophyta, Magnoliopsida, Sapindales, Anacardiaceae.